AGGAAGUGGGUGUUUCCAACCAAUGGUAGCGCGGAACGCAAGUUUAGCGGGUGAUUCGGUCGUUGUGUUCUCAAGAUCUGUUCGCGGGAAAGAAAAGUAGCAGAAACACGGAAAAAGACCACCAGCUAACGAUCUGACAAACCUAUCUGUAAUAUAAAAAAAUUCCAGAUCGUUUUCUACUGGAGUGUAGGCAUGCUUUUCCGCUCGAUUGUUGACAGAGGAGUGGGCAGGCGAAGGCAGAACGCCCUCCCUGCAAAUUCCCAGCCCAGUCACCCGCUGAACUCUCUGCUGGAAGGCUACCAGUGUGUCCGACAUGAUGAGCACAUCUCCUACGGCAACCUGGGUGACUCCGUGCCACCGUUUGGGCUGGCUUUCUCCUCUGCCGGGGACCUGCAGAAUAUCCUUGCAGCAGCUAAUGAAGAAGGAAUUGUUCGGAUCUACAACACAGAGAGCCGUGAAAGGCCUCUUCUUAAAGAAUGGCUGGCCCAUGAGAAUGCUGUCUUUGACAUAGCCUGGGUACCGGGGGAGCCUCAUGUAGUGACUGCAGCUGGUGAUCAGAUGGCCAGGCUGUGGGAUGUGAAGUCAGGGGAGAUGUUGGGCAGCUUCAAGGGUCACCUCUGCAGCCUCAAGUCUGUUGCAUUCACACCCCAGGAGAAAGCUGUGUUCUGUACUGGGGGCAGAGAUGGAAAUAUUAUGGUCUGGGACACCAGGUGCAGCAAAAAAGAUGGUUUCUACAGACAGGUGAAACAGAUCAGUGGCGCUCACAACAAAGCAGAGACAAACCCCUCCACCAAGACAAAGAAGAGGCGGAGCAGCACACGUGGCAUGGCUCCCAGUGUGGAUACCCAGCAGAGUGUCACGGUGGUUUUGUUUCAGGAUCAGCACACCCUCAUCUCUUCUGGGGCUGUCGAUGGAGUAAUUAAGAUGUGGGACCUGAGGAAGAACUACACCGCACACCAUCACGAUCCUGUUCCGCUGCAGACGUACCCGUACCCGGGGUCCUGCAUGCGCACACGACUGGGUUAUUCUGGUCUUGUUCUCGACUCCACGAGAUCCCACGUCAUCUGUAACUGCACUGAUGAUAAUAUCUACAUGUUCAAUGUCAGUGGAAUAAAAACAACUCCAGUGGCAGUCUUUAGUGGCCACCAGAACUCGUCAUUUUAUAUUAAGUCCACUAUCAGCCCAGAUGACCAAUUUUUGGCCAGUGGCUCAAGUGACAAUCACACAUACAUCUGGAAGAUCUCUGACCCUAAACAUCCUCCCAUGAUGCUCCAAGGCCACAGUGAGGAAGUGACAUCAGUUGCUUGGUGCCCAACAGAUUUUACUAAGAUUGCUUCUUGUUCUGAUGACCACACUAUAAGGAUCUGGAGGCUUCACCGGGAAAUGGAUGGAGCACAGUCUUCAGUGGGACAAGCCAACCUCGUUGGCUGGGCACGUCCUAAGUCUCCCUCAAGACCUUUGAUCAGAGCUGAAACAACCCCUGCAAAGACUCCGAGGGCAGAGAGUCUUUGUGGCCUGGCGUCACCCCAGCUUGCUGCCUGCGCUCCCAGUGGAGCUGCCUUGCCUCUGCCUUCCAGCACCAUCUCACCCAUUCCUUCUCAGGACGUGAAAGCUGCUGUUGUUCGCCAGAGAACACCAUCUUCUAUUAAGCAGUGGUUGUCCCCGAGCCAUGAAUCACCCGAUCAGGUCAACCAUCCGCUUCGUCGGGUGCUGAGCCCGUGUCCCCAGGGCCCAGCGGGCAGCACCUCUCCCACUGAGCGUCGGGCCAAACGCAGACUGGACACGGGUGACGGUGCAUCUGCAAGCUGUGAGCAUGCAGAAGAGUGUGACUGUGUUGCUGAACUCUACCCUACAGCUAAGAGAAGCCGGACCCUGUCUGGAAUCUGCUGCCCUGCUCAAGAGAGCCGGGUACAAACAGAAUGUCAGACAGAGGACGACAAGCAAGCCUCAUCGAGACAGAUGGGCAAGGAGAAUUGCUCACCCAGAGCAAUUGACUGGCUGUCAGUGAUGGGCCAAAAGAUGAGGAAAGGUCAAGGAAGCCCCAGUACCCCCAGAAGCCCCAGUGCCUCUAAAAAACAAGAAGGCAAGACACCAGCUUCACCGACCAUCCGCUCACCACAAACCAUGAAGAAAAUCUCCUCCUAUUUCACAAGAAGGCCUCUGGAGUGACCACUUGUGCCAGUCAAGAUGCUCUGUGCUCCUGUUUAUUUUUU
This is a messenger RNA of Scatophagus argus, 2213 nucleotides long. It is a transcript of the gene dtl, whose product is annotated as denticleless E3 ubiquitin protein ligase homolog (Drosophila). The record is from RefSeq and is a predicted model, not a curated record. The transcript has 15 exons. Gene Ontology annotation, biological process: mitotic G2 DNA damage checkpoint signaling; proteasome-mediated ubiquitin-dependent protein catabolic process. Lineage: Eukaryota; Metazoa; Chordata; Actinopteri; Scatophagidae. Gene Ontology annotation, molecular function: protein-macromolecule adaptor activity; protein binding. The coding region runs from base 193 to 2169 and encodes 658 amino acids. Gene Ontology annotation, cellular component: nucleus.